Molecule: messenger RNA, 2667 nt
Organism: Dipodomys spectabilis (banner-tailed kangaroo rat)
Lineage: Eukaryota; Metazoa; Chordata; Mammalia; Rodentia; Heteromyidae
Gene: Mtif2
Product: mitochondrial translational initiation factor 2
Exons: 14
Coding region: 368-2548 (726 amino acids)
Biological process (GO): translational initiation
Molecular function (GO): GTPase activity; GTP binding; translation initiation factor activity
Source: RefSeq, a predicted model, not a curated record
GGGUGGUCCGGGCGGCGCGUGCUCGGCCUCCAGCGUCGGCGGCACGCGAGCCCGCAAACGCCGCUCGCUCGCUAGCCGUUCAGGGUGCCUUUCGCGCCUGCGUGACCCCGAGCUAGGGCUCUGGCGCGCUCCCCGGCCCGCCGCCAGCCUCGUCCCUGCACCCGGGCCCAGCGGCCCCCUCACCCUCCGGACCCCGGAGCUGGCAGGCCCUACCUGCGGCCGUUCCUGGCUGCGUGCUCGUUGAGACCCCUUGACUCGCAUGCUCGGGGCUGCUUUCCUGUGCUAACCGCCACCAGCGAGCGGGAUGACACCGGAAAAACCGUGGUGACCCUUCUGGACUCCGGUUCUCUCUCCUGCAAAGAGAAGCAUGAAUCAGAAGCUAAUGAGGUUGGAAACCUUGCUACGACUUCACACUGUAUGUAGGCACCUGCAUAGCCUGAGACAAAGAACUCAUGCACAUUGGAUGCACAGGUUUCCAUCUGCUUACCCGGUGUGGACCACUCAGCUCUGUGCUCCGACCUGGCAGACAGACAUUCUCAUUGGCACUGCUUUAUCUCAGUAUCGGCUUCUAGUAACAAAGAAGGAAGAAAGACCAAGGAAAUCUCAGGUAUCUCCAACAAAAUCUAAAAAGGAAGUAGAAGUAUGGAUUGGAAUGACUGUUGAAGAACUAGCCAGAGCAAUGAAGAAAGACAUAGAUUAUGUAUAUGAAGCUUUAUUGAACACUACUAUUGACAUAGAUUCACUAGAAGCAGAUUCACAUUUAGAUGAGGUGUGGAUCAAAGAAGUGAUAAAGAAGACAGGCAGGAAGUUGAAGUGGAGCAAAUUAAAACAGGACAAAGUCAGAGAAAAUAAAGAUGCUGUUAAAAGGCCCCAAGCAGAUCCAGCUUUAUUAACCCCAAGGUCCCCAGUUGUUACUAUAAUGGGCCAUGUUGACCAUGGGAAAACGACGUUACUUGACAAACUUCGAAAAACUCAAGUGGCGGCAAUGGAAGCUGGAGGCAUCACUCAGCACAUUGGUGCCUUUCUUGUGUCUCUGCCUUCUGGGGAAAAGAUAACCUUUCUUGAUACUCCAGGACAUGCUGCCUUCUCAGCAAUGAGAGCCAGAGGUGCUCAGGUCACUGACAUUGUUGUGUUAGUUGUGGCUGCAGAUGAUGGAGUUAUGACACAAACCAUAGAAUCUAUUCAGCAUGCCAAAGCUGCUCAAGUUCCUAUUGUCCUUGCAAUAAACAAAUGUGACAAGCCUGGUGCUGACCCUGAAAAAGUGAAAAAAGAGCUUCUGGCUUAUGAUGUGGUAUGUGAGGAUUACGGUGGUGAUGUUCAGGCAGUACCUGUCUCUGCACUUACGGGUGAUAAUCUGAUGGCUGUGGCAGAAGCAACAGUUGUUCUUGCAGAAAUGUUAGAAUUGAAAGCAGAUCCUACUGGCCCAGUAGAAGGAACAGUCAUAGAGUCAUUCACAGACAAAGGAAGAGGUCCCAUUACAACAGCUAUAAUUCAAAGAGGAACUUUGAGAAAAGGCUCAGUUCUGGUUGCUGGAAAGUGUUGGGCAAAAGUACGCUUGAUGUUUGAUGAAAAUGGAAAAGCAAUCAAUGAGGCCUAUCCUAGCAUGCCAGUGGGAAUUGUAGGCUGGAGAGACCUUCCUUCUGCAGGAGAUGAAAUUCUUGAAGUAGAAUCUGAGUCAAGGGCACGUGAAGUUAUUGACUGGAGGAAGUUUGAACAAGAACAGGAGAAAAAUAAAGAAGAUCUAAAAAUAAUAGAAGAAAAGCGGAAGGAACAUCAAGAAGCAUAUCAGACAGCCCGUGAACAAUAUGGCACUUUGCACUGGAAGAAGAUAUCCUACAAAAAGUACCUUGAAAAAAAAGAACAUAAAAACUUAAAGCCAAAAGAAAAAGUUGAAAGAGAUUCAAAUAUACUUCCUGUAAUUGUUAAAGGUGAUGUUGAUGGUUCUGUUGAGGCCAUUUUGAACAUUAUGGAUACUUACGAUGUCUCACACGAGUGUGAACUAGAAUUGGUACAUUUUGGAGUGGGUGAUAUUACUGAAAAUGAUAUUAACUUUGCCAAAACAUUUCAUGGGGUUAUAUAUGGCUUUAAUGUGGAUGCAAAUAAUGCUAUCCAGCAGUCAGCUGCAAGAAAAGGAGUAAAAAUUAAACUCCACAAAAUCAUUUAUCGUCUUAUUGAAGAUUUGAAAGAGGAACUGAGCAGUAGAUUGCCCUGCAUAGUAGAAGAACACCCAAUAGGUGAAGCUUCUAUACUAGCUACCUUCUUUAUAACAGAAGGGAAGAAAAAAGUUCCUGUUGCUGGUUGCAGAGUCCAAAAGGGACAAUUGGAGAAACAAAAAAAAUUUAAAUUAAUCCGUAAUGGACAUGUCAUUUGGAAGGGAUCAUUAACCUCACUGAAACACCAUAAAGAUGACACUUCAGUCAUCAAAACCGGGAUGGACUGUGGCCUCAGUUUAGAUGAAGAAAAAGUAGAAUUUAAAGUGGGAGAUGAAAUAAUUUGUUAUGAAGAAAAGCAAGUUCCAGCUAAGACUUCCUGGGAUCCAGGAUUUUAAAUUUACAUUAAAAUUAUCAAUGCUAAAAUGUCCUUUUCUAUAUAGUAAACUUGGUGGCUCUUACAUGGGCCAUUCAUUUUGAUUAAAGGUUGAAAACCUAUUGUUUUAUACUGUUAAAA